Molecule: messenger RNA, 1338 nt
Organism: Exophiala spinifera
Lineage: Eukaryota; Fungi; Ascomycota; Eurotiomycetes; Chaetothyriales; Herpotrichiellaceae
Exons: 2
Coding region: 1-1338 (445 amino acids)
Biological process (GO): vesicle fusion; exocytosis
Cellular component (GO): SNARE complex; plasma membrane
Molecular function (GO): SNAP receptor activity; syntaxin binding
Source: RefSeq, a predicted model, not a curated record
AUGGGCAAGUUCAGCCUCAAGAAAGGUGACAAUGAUGACGACUCUAGCAGACUGGCCCUUUUCGGCUCCCGUUCAAAAUCAAAAUCCCCAGCUCCUCCCACGAACAACCCCUACGCUCAACCUGCUAUCCCUGCCGACCCAUACACAAAAGCAAAGAUGAAUGCUGGGAUCGUACCCCAGUCAGAGCAAGCUUCAAGAGGUGGCUUCCAGACUGGACCGGGCCUCCAGGGUCAAUCUGGGUUGCCUGGCCCUGGACAGCAAAGGCCGUCUCAAGGCCGGGACAACCCAUAUGCCAGCGGUCAGCCUGGUGGAUAUGAUAACAAGUACGGUCCUUCACAAGGCGGCUAUGGCUCAGAGAAAUUUGGCAAUCAGAAUGGCUAUGGAGGUGCUGCUAGUGGCGGUAACCCUUAUGCCAGCGUACAGCAACCCAGUGGUACAUCACGGCAGGGCGGCUACGGUGGACUUGGCCCUUCCAAUAUUUACGACAAUGACUCCAAUCGUGACGAGCUCUUUGGUGGUGCCCGGGAGCGUGUCCAGCAAAAGCAGCAGAGCCAGCCGGGUGGCCCUCCUGACUACCAAUACAACUCUAAUAACGAUAGUGGCGACCGGAGCUAUGGAGCAUAUGGUGAUCGUCAGCUCACAGCUGAAGAGGAAGAGGAAGAGGACAUUCAGGCUACAAAACAAGAAAUCAAGUUCAUGAAACAACAAGAUGUUGCUUCCACCAGAAAUGCCUUGCGGAUCGCUGCCCAGGCUGAAGAGAUGGGCCGGAAUACUCUUGCUAGGCUGGGUGCACAAGGUGAACGAAUGCACAAUACGGACAGGAACCUCGAUAUUGGGAAUAAUCACAUCAACAUCGCAGAAGACAAAACCAAAGAGUUGAAGACGCUGAACCGGAGCAUGUUCGCGGUGCACGUCAACAACCCUUUUACGGCGAAGGAUCGGCGGGCGCGACGAGAUGAACAGAUAAUGGAACGCCACCAUAAUGAGAGAGAUGCCCGAGAAGCAUCAAGAGAGGCUGCGUUUCAAAGUACUCAGCGAAUGAACCGAAAUUUCAAAGGACUGGAUGAUACCUCAGCCGCGCCUAGAGCGAAACAAAGUCUAGCGGAAAGAGCGAAAUAUCAAUUUGAAGCUGACAGCGAGGAUGACGCCAUGGAAGAUGAAAUCGAUCGAAACCUCGACGACCUCACUGGAGCGGCCAAACGUUUGAACUUACUGGCUCGUGCUACAGGAGAAGAAGUCGAACAGCAAAACCAAUUGAUUCAGAACAUUGCGGAAAAGAGCGACCGAUUCGACGAUCGCUUGCAUUUCCAAACGGAGCGAUUGAAGAGAAUCAGAUAG